UGGGUCGUUAUCGGUUUUUGAGAUAACGUAACGUAAGCGUUAUGUGAUUUCCAAUAACUAGUUUCUUAACUAGUGAUUUUUAUAACUAGUUAUUUUCACAACGUUCUGAAGCAAACGUGAUAAUUGUAACGUAAAAUCGUUUGGUUAGGUAGCAGUAUAACUUAAUUCUUCUUCACGCACACGUAGUCAUUACGAAUAUUGUAAAACCAGUGAUUUUGCGUGAGUAGUGAAAGUAGCCAAACAUCGACGCUAUGCCUUAAACAUAAGAGUGAAUUCGAUUUAACUUUAUGGCGUUGUGAUUAAAAGAGUUAUUGAAGACUGAUGCCUAUUUCGAUCGUUUAAAUGGCGUUAUGAAUAUCACUAGUUUUUGUUGUAGUGGAAAACGAGUGAUCACUGUUCGAGCUCGUAACUGCAUAUAUAACCAGUUAUGGUUAAUAACGCCCAUCGCUAGUCAGUCAGAAACUUUUGCCGUCUACCUACCUCUCGCCUUUCGUUCGGAGUUGCUAAAUUUAAUAUUGAUUUCCAUGAAAAGUUCGCUUAAAAAUGACGAAUUUGUUGGAUAUGUUGUUCGAGGAAAUUGUUCCAGGUGAUCAGUGUGAAGAUGUAGAUGUAACAAUUCAUAAUUUGUAUCUGGCGUGUUGUAAACUGCGCGGUUUAUCGCGGGAGGAGCUUGAAUCAAAAUUGAUGCUUGCUAAAUUAAAGAGAGAUAAGAUUAGGGCUCUCAAAGCCGCAUUUAGAAGUCAGACGAACCUUGCAAGGAUGGAAAUCCUCUUGGCGACCGAAGAAUUGAAACUGGAAUUGAAAAAUUUGAUUGCUGCGGCGAAGAUGUCAUAUGAUGAUGAAGGAAGCUCGUCAUCGCAACACUCCUCAAGCAGAAAGAGAAUGCAUGCUGGACGAGCUGACCGCAGCUCUCAUGGCAAUAGAUACAAAUCGUCCAGAAGCUGCAACGACUGGGAGAGAAGAGACAUGAACGGGUUUGGAAAUUUAGGGUGCGCAUCGGUCUCCUCACACAGUUCGGGAUCAAAACUGUACAUGAACGUGACUCCCGGCUUAAGUUCUACCCGAUCCAGCGAGGGAUCCUACAGCCAUGAUAAGCAUGCAAACUCGAACAGGAACAACAGAAGAGUUGGAAGCCUCUCUGAUAUACCUAAGGAAGAUACUAUUCAAAGUACGAGGAUGUACGAGCGGCCUCCUCACUCCUCGGAAGAAGUAAAUCGUCACAAGAAAACUGAUGAAGAAAAUCGGAAUUCUAUUCCAAGUUUUACGGAAGAAAUCCAUGAUGGGAAGUCGAAAUCCGUCCACCGUGACUUUGAGAACUCUAACGGUGAUAGAGUAUCUUACGCGAACUCUAAUGUAGACAGAGUCUCUUAUGCCAACUCUUAUGAAGACAGAGUGUCUUAUGUCAACUCUAACGGUGACAGAGUCUGUUAUGCCAACACUAACGGCGACAAAGUCCCUUAUACAAACUCUAACGGUGACAGAGUCUCUUUUGCCAACUCUAACGAUGACAGAGUCCUUUAUGCAAACUCUAACAGUGACAGAGUUUCUUGUACCAACUCUAACGGUGACAGAGUCCCUUAUGCGAGUGCCAAUACUCUGGAGAAUGAAGAUAACAGAAAUAAAAAUUAUGAUGAUAGAGUGAUUCCUGAAGAAUUCCCGAGCACUGACACAACACGGGGUCCCGAGAUCGUUAACGCGCCUAUUGGAAAAGAGAACUUUGAAGAAGGCGUCGAAACCGUCAAUUCAAUCCACGAAGAGGAUAAAGUUAGAAUCAAAGACGAACACAAUCAGGGUGGAACGGGCAUAACAAUAGCAAUAGAAGACAUAAGUGAUACCGAACUUUCAAACGCAAGUGGCAAAGGAAUAUUCGAUGAAGUAACAACCCUGACAUUCCAACAUUUCACACCGGAGUCUACCGAAGAAAUCGACCAUUAUUGUGCUACGUGGAAGGACGUACAGGAAAAAUAUUUAAGAUCCAUCGCUGAUGAGCAUAAACCAACAAGAACGAAUCCACAGCACACCGUUACAAGUCAAGAAAGGCGUCAAAGUAACAUUCUGCCUAAACCCGAAGACUUAAGACAGACUCAUUUUCCUGUACCGAACCCGGAAACUGCAUUCCGCAGGAAAUCAGCUGACAACAACAUCAUCAACGCUAUUCCUCAAGCGAGUCAAACAAAUAAACCCGUCCUCGACACAAAACUUGGUAAAAAUGACAAAUCGUAUGUCAACAAUGAUUCUAAUGCUAACUCCAAUAGUGGCGAAAAGCGAAAGCGCCGAAGACAUAGCACAAACAAACGAGAAGCUUCAAAUUCUUCAAUUGGCACCGAUAACCGCAGAAGCAAGGAACCCAUAAAAUCUUCCAAAAACAUUCAAACUGGCCUGUACACUACAAGAGAUCUGAGACAUGACUUGGAAAACCGUAAUUGUGAAAAUCUUAAUAGAAAAAGAGACAGAAACCGCCAAAAACCGAAGGCUCUAAGUCUGAAAGAAGCCAAUUCACGCCACGCGAGUGACAAGCCACAAGCCAACAACGAGCCAAGCGCAGUUUUGGAGAUCAAGGACGAGACACGGCUGAAAGAACUCAACAGAACUUAUGAAGCGGUGAUGAGUUCAAAACAGAUCAAGGUGGAUAAUGAUUGUCAUUCGCUCUCAAGUGCUGUAACGCUUUGCUGGCAAAAGCCACAUCAAGCUUGUUAGAAUUGUAACCAGUAUUCUUAGAUGUUCUCGACUCUUCCACGACUGCGUUUUCAGCUGAGGCGGCCUUAAGGCCUUCCUGUAACUCUGAUUGCUCAUUAUUCUGAGUUAAUAUCAAGUGGAUUUUUUUCCAUCGCAAAAGUAUACAAUUGAAAAUAAUUUUAAAAAACCAAAAAAUACAUGGUUAUUGCGACGGAAAAUUCCACUUGAUAUUAAUUCAGAAUCAUGGUCUGAAUCAUCCCCCUCAGUAUUCGUUACGAUGUCACUAACACCCUGUAUGUGAGUCGAAUGGAGGAAGUUUUGAGUUGACAUCUUAGAAUAUGGAUGUAAUUGUACUGAACUUGUUCUGUUUAAAAAAUUUAAGUACAAAAAUGUUUUUAAACAAAUUGUUUUAUACUUUAAUUAUGAGAGUAAAGUCUGAUUUGUUUGUGCCGUGGUAAUCCAGUUGGUAGAACGCUUGCCUCUCACUUUGAGGUCGCAGGUUCGUAUCCAGCACAGGCCUUAACCAAUGACAGCCGAAUUUGUUUGUUACCGAAUUCAUGUCAUUAUACUAAAAUCAAACGCUCGCUGCCCGCGGUGCGCUAGAGAUUGACGCGUGAUGUGCUUUCCUUUUUAUAUUAUAAUGGCCCUGAUUCCUGCAGACACCUAAUUUUAUUUUAAGUUAUACCCGUCAUUUUCUUAUCCGCCGAAAAGGAAAGGGACGGAUUGUCAACAAGUUAAUUUUAAAACGAAUGAAUAACCCGCACGCAUAAAAUAGGUUAUCCGAUGACGUGCUGUCUACUUAACUCUGUCGGGUUAUUGGCCGAUGUAAAAUUUUUAGACGGUUGUUUUAGAUUUCCGCUUAAAAUUGACGCUAAAAUUUUGUGCCUGUCCAUUACCCGUCCCUUUCUUUUUCGGCGGAUAAGAAAAUGACAGGUAUAACUUAAAAUAAAAUUAUAUGGCGUCUGCACGAAUUAGCACUAGUAUACGGUUGUUCAGGGCACUACAAUCAUUUUUUUUUAAAUCUUUUUUAUAACAUACCUAUACACGUCUGCCUACCCUUUCGGGGUAACAGGCGAGAUGCUGUUAUUAAUAAUCAUAUAAUCAUGCACCUAUGUUUUAUUCUUUAACAAAUAAAAGAUUUUAUUUACCUACGUAGUAAGUUCUUGCUUACUUAAAUGAGUGAUUUUUAUAAAACUAAGUUACUACUUCAGUUAUACCAUGUCUUUCUGAUUACAUAUAGUGAACAAAUAUUUGUGAAAUCAAUAAAUAUAUGUA
This is a messenger RNA of Pectinophora gossypiella (pink bollworm), 3951 nucleotides long. RefSeq lists its product as uncharacterized. The record is from RefSeq and is a predicted model, not a curated record. The transcript is spliced from 5 exons. Bases 544 to 2697 code for a protein of 717 amino acids. Lineage: Eukaryota; Metazoa; Arthropoda; Insecta; Lepidoptera; Gelechiidae.